This is a messenger RNA of Pseudoliparis swirei, 2412 nucleotides long. RefSeq names its product homer protein homolog 3-like. NCBI's taxonomy places the organism in Eukaryota, Metazoa, Chordata, Actinopteri, Perciformes, Liparidae. Gene Ontology annotation, biological process: G protein-coupled glutamate receptor signaling pathway; regulation of store-operated calcium entry. The record is from RefSeq and is a predicted model, not a curated record. Bases 117 to 1199 code for a protein of 360 amino acids. Gene Ontology annotation, molecular function: G protein-coupled glutamate receptor binding. The transcript is spliced from 10 exons. Gene Ontology annotation, cellular component: plasma membrane; dendrite; postsynaptic density.
GCUCUCGAGAAUAAAGGAGAGGAGAAGAGUGGGACGCGGGAUUAUUGUUGGCUGCAACACGGACUCAUCAAGGGUUUACACCGAAAUUGGAAAAUAAGUCUCAGUCACCUUGUAAGAUGUUUCCUCACCACAGAGAAAGGGAGCAGCCGAUCUUCAGUGCCCGGGCCCACGUCUUCCAGAUCGACCCGGCCACGAAGAGAAACUGGAUCCCCGCCAGCAAGCAUGCCGUCACCGUGUCCUUCUUCUAUGAUGCCAACCGCAACGUGUACCACAUCAUCAGCGUGGGCGGGACCAAGGCAAUUAUCAAUUGCACCAUUACACCCAGCAUGACCUUCACCAAGACGUCUCAGAAGUUCGGCCAGUGGGCGGAUAGCAGGGCCAACACUGUGUAUGGACUUGGUUUUGCUACAGAGCAACAGCUGCAUCAGUUCUCAGAUAAGUUUAAGGAGGUGAAGGAUGCAGCUCGUCUGGCGCGAGAAAAAUCUCAGGAUAAAGAACUGGCCAACACAGCGCUCACCAUCGCUGCUCCGCAGGACCUCUCUGACGAACUCCAGUCUCCACCGGUGAUGUGUGUGAACGGACCCGAGGAAAAGAUGUUCCGCAGCCAGAGCGCGGACAUCACCCUGUCCGCUGAGAAGGAGCGCAUAAAGAAGAUGCUCUCUGAAGGGUCUAUCUGUGAGAUGAACCUGGAAGCAGAGUUCUUCACGAUGCAGGACAGCAACACCAAGCUGGUGGCAGCUUUGCAUGAGGCUAAUGCUAAUGUGGAGCAGUGGAAGAAACAGCUGGCAGCCUAUCAGGAGGAGACGGACCGACUCAGAGAGCAGGUGGCUGAAUUGGAGGCCCAUGGAGGCCACGGCCCCAGUGACCUGCUGAAGGAUGAGCUGACCCAGUCCCUGGAGGAGCUGGAGGCCCUGCUGAAGGCCAAAGAUGAGGAAAUUGACAUUCUGCAAAGCAAGAAAGUCGAGUACCACGAGAUGGAGCAUCACAGGGACGAGGCCAUUCACAGAUUACGGGAGACAGAGAUGCGCAACGCUGAGUUGGAGCAUCGCAUCCAGAACUCCGAGCAGAACCUGAAUAACUCUCUGGAGGACCGGGACCGCAUGGACUGUGAAAUCCAGAGGGCCAUUGAAAUUCUGGACAUCAAGAUCUUUGACCUUAAUGACCUUCGCCAGAGCCUGGUUAAACUCAUUGACAAAUAAGAGUGUGAAAGUAUCCAACCCGAGACGGAGACAUGGAACAGAUGACAGGGUUAAACAAAACAAGAUGGGGCUGGCCGGGUCCUCUUAACGCACAAGAACCACCUCGGCUGCAGGGGGGAGCAGCAUGAACCUGGUUCUGCUUAUACAGUCUAAUGUAUCGCUUCAAGUUGCUUUCAAGGGUAACAAUCAAUGCAAUAAACCAACUUUAAGGUAAGUGCUUAACACCGCGAGACAUUUAAUAAGAAUUGGUGCUUGUAGUUUUUCAUAAGUUGACUUUUGUACACAUGUGCAGUGUCAGUAUGAGUAAGAGGCCUUGUUUUUUUGUUUUUUAAAUGACAGGGGAUAUUUUCACAUCUUUAGAGCAAAACAAGUCCAUGAAGUGAAUGCAAAUAAAAGAGGACAAUACAAAAUAACUUUAAAGAGAUUUGCUUAACAGCCUGUCUAAAAUAAAUGUAUUACUGAAUUAACGAUCAACAAAGUUUGAUUAGUGCAGAGAUACACUUACUUUGUGUUGAGUGAAGGACAGAGUUGUUCUAUUUGCUGCUUUUUCCACAGGAAUAAGUAAUGACAUAUAUUCAUAGUCAAUAAAAAAUGUAUGCCACACACAUUCAACAUUAGAUCUUAAUAGUGACACCAAAGAUCAAAUGUUAGGAGCAGAGUCAUCAAAGUAGUUCAGCACUCGUCUAUUAGCACAUCUUCAUUUAAACUCGUAAGACUCCUUUAAAUCUAAAAUGUGUGACAGUAACCUGUACGUAGAUAUGAUACAAUAGGUAAUUACAUUUAGGAUAAAUUAGUAUUUUCCACAUGAUAUAUAAAUCUAUAAUGUUACAGCUAUUAAGUAAAUGCAAGAAAUGAAAGUCAUCACUUAGAUAAGAUAAGUAGAACUGGUCUGAAUAGUCGUCCUGUCAUCUGAACAAACCACUGACUGUGUAAUUUAUUUAGGAAAGACGCAUUCAAGGAACUGAGGGAGACAUGUUCUGCCUUCUGUCUUUGCCUUGACUUGGCUGUACUGUUUGAAAAGUGAUAUCAAUCUUAUUUCCUAUUGGUUAACACAGUCCAUGAUACUACGUGUGUGUGUGUGUGUGUGUGUAUAUAUCUUUCCGAGCCUUAUUGUUCUAUUUUAAGGAUGGUUGUUGAUAAUCAUGCCAGUCUGUCUCUUAAACUUUGAGUUGUUGUAAUUGCAGUUUGGAAAUAAAAGCAAAGAAUACACUCA